Messenger RNA from Scheffersomyces amazonensis, 1464 nucleotides. Its product is annotated as inorganic phosphate transporter. Bases 1 to 1464 code for a protein of 487 amino acids. The record is from RefSeq and is a predicted model, not a curated record. Gene Ontology annotation, cellular component: membrane. The transcript has a single exon. Gene Ontology annotation, biological process: transmembrane transport. Lineage: Eukaryota; Fungi; Ascomycota; Pichiomycetes; Serinales; Debaryomycetaceae. Gene Ontology annotation, molecular function: transmembrane transporter activity.
AUGGUUGACUUGGAAAGUAAUGAUGAUAUUCUUAAAAAGAAAAUGAAGCUUGUGAACGAUGCAAUUGAUGAAAUUGGAUUUACUUGGUACCAUUUGAAGUUAUUCUUCCUUAAUGGUAUGGGUUAUUCAACCGACUGUCAAUUAAUUUAUCUUGAAAGUAGUGUCAGAGAAUUCAUUAAUUAUCAGUUCGGAUAUUCAUUUCCGGUUUCUAAUGAGUGUUAUGCAAUUGGUAUGAUUCUUGGUGGAUUGUUUUGGGGAUUUUCUGCAGAUUUAAUUGGUAGACGUAUGGCUUUUAAUCUUUCAUUAUUCCUCUCAGCAAUCUUCACCAUCUUGACAGGGACAAUGGGAAAUAUGGCAUCUUACUGUAUUUUCAUUAUAUUGAUUUCUUUUGCCGCAGGCGGUAACUUAGUAUUAGAUACAUGUGUAUUUUUGGAAUUUUUACCUCAUAAGGAUCAAUGGUUAUUGACCUUCUUUGCCUUCUUUUGGGGUAUUGGUCAAACAAUUACUGUUCUAAUUGCAUAUGCAUUCUUACCAAAUAAUUCUUGUUCCUCUGCUGAUGAUUGUCCUUCGCAUAAAAAUAGAGGUUGGAGAUAUGUCUUUUAUGUUAAUGGAGCCAUUGUAUUGGUAUUAGCUAUCCUAAGAGUAACUGUAGUCAGGUUACAAGAAACUCCAAAGUUCUUAGUCUCUAAUAAUAGAGAUGCUGAUGCUGUUCAGGUUCUCCAAAGCAUUGCUUUGAAAUAUAAUAGGAAGUGUUCUUUAACUUUGGAUCAAUUGACUGAAUGUGGUACUAUUGAAUCAAACGAUGAUUACAGAAAUCAUUUCAGUUUAAAGGGAACUUGGGAAUUGACAAAAUCUCACUUAAAGACAUUAUUUCAAACCAAAAAGACUACCAGAUCGACAAUUUUACUUUUCAUUUCAUGGUUUUUCUUGGGAAUUGCAUAUCCUUUAUAUUCAUCAUUCUUAUUGAUGUAUUUAAAAUCUCGUGGUGUAUCCAUCAGUCCCACAACAUACGAACAAUACCGAGACAAUUUAAUCAGUAAUGCGGCAUCUAUCGGAGGACCCAUAAUUGCAGGUCUAUUACUUUAUUAUGUCCCUAAAUUAGGUCGUCGUGGUGUAUUAUUUAUUGGAGGAAUAACAACGAUGGCAUUUUUAUUUGGUUAUACUGCCGUUAAAACUGAGGCUCAAAAUGUCGGUUUAGCAUCAGCAGUAUACUGCGCUUUGUAUAUAUAUUAUGGGGUUAUUUAUGCAUACACCCCUGAGGUUAUGCCAUCAUCAGCUAGAGCUACAGGUAACUGUCUCUGCUUGGUUUGUACAAGAAUUGCCACUGCCAUCACUCCAGUAAUUGGAUAUUAUGCUAACACUAGUACAUCAGUUCCAAUUUGGAUUUGUGGAGCUGCUGUGGGUAUUAUCGGUAUUAUUGCAAUAUUCUUACCAUUCGAACCAAGUAAAUCUAGAGUAGUUUAA